CAAGGCAGUCAGACUUCAGGCAACCAGAGCCUCACAGAUCCCUCCGGCUCUGUAAAUCACCUUAUCACAUUUAGAAACAGAGUGGUAACCAAGAGGACGACCUAUUGAAGAUUUCAAAGCAAAACCGUUUCUGACAUGCACUUUGAUAAAUCUCCAAAAGAGAAGCCGUGUUGCACUCUGCCAACAGUGAAGAAACUCUUGGAGCAGAAGAGAAGGCGUGAGACCUCCUCUGUGCCACCCUCCUGCUCUACGGCCAGCACAAGUCCUGUUCCUACACCUACUGUUACACAGUUGUCUGCAUCAGAACCAUUUACCAUUACAGGUGCAGCAAGCAGCUACUCAGACAUGGCAGUGAGCUACGAGUCGUGGACUCCAGCACCAGAGUCAACACUCAGUUACUACCCUAGUCAUCCAGGAUCCAGCUACGCUCCAGCUUACAGCCUCCCAAUGACAUCUGAAUAUGGCACACAGCAGCAGGGCUCAGGAUACAUAGAUACGAUGCCUCAGACAUAUCAGGAGUGCCCGAUGACAGUCGCAGAUCCCAACAUGGCUGCAUCUUGGUCACUUCUGGGUCCCAGUCUGCCCACACAGCUGACUUUUGGUUCGACGAUGGAUGCCACCAAGCUUGAAGAGGCCAGAAUGCUGCUACAACAAAUGGACUACAGCAGAGCCACCAGGCAGGAUGAAGACGGAGACACCAUCCUACACAUUUACACUGCCAAGGGGCUCAGGGAGUGUGCCUAUGCUGCUGCAGAGAGGCUGAGGGAUGUAGGCAGGCUUGAUGCCAAAGAACACAAGGGAAAGACUGCUUUACUGGUGGCUGUGACUGCAAACCAGCCAGAGAUUGUGCAAGAUCUGCUGUCCUUAGGGACUGACAUCAAUGCCUGUGAUGUUAAAGGACAAACUGCCCUUCACCUGGCUGCCCACUAUGGCUUACCAGUGGUUCUGCAGGCACUUCUGUCUAGCAGGCCACCUCCCAACCUGGAGGCCCGCAAUUUUGAAGGUAUGACUCCUCUGCACUGUGCAGCCAUUUCUCACAGUGUCACCAUGAAGGCUCUGUCCAGCAGUGCGCUAGUAGAUGUUAGUCAUCAGACCAAGGCUGAGGAAAAGCUCUCCUGUGUGCAGAUGCUUCUCAACACUGGGGCGUCCCUGCUUAGCCAGGAAAUCAAAAGUAACAAGACUGUGCUGCACUUGGCUGUAAAGGAGGGGAAUGUUGAUCUGGUGCGUUAUCUGCUGAGGAUUCCCCUGACAAACAUGAAAGACUUUGUCAACAUGAAAGCUCAUGGUCACACAGCUUUACACAUGGCAGCCGGUCUCCAUGGUAACCCCCACCAGGAGGAGAUCCUGCGGAUGCUGCUGAGGAGUGGUGCUGAUCCCAGUAUCCGCAACCUGGAGAACGACCAGCCGGCUCACCUGCUGCAGAGCGGAGUCCAGGGAGAUCAGCUCAAGCUCAUGCUGAAGAAACGAAGUGCUUCCUCUCGUCGACGUAUCGUGUCCUUGCAGGACCAGGAAUGAUUAAAAUCACUUGUAAUCCCCAUUUAGUGGGAAUAAGUCUUUAACAUGAUGCCUCUGUUGAGAAGGGGA
Molecule: messenger RNA, 1584 nt
Organism: Larimichthys crocea (large yellow croaker)
Lineage: Eukaryota; Metazoa; Chordata; Actinopteri; Sciaenidae
Gene: nfkbid
Product: nuclear factor of kappa light polypeptide gene enhancer in B-cells inhibitor, delta
Exons: 12
Coding region: 136-1515 (459 amino acids)
Biological process (GO): regulation of gene expression
Cellular component (GO): nucleus
Molecular function (GO): protein binding
Source: RefSeq, a predicted model, not a curated record